CUGCUUUUUUCGCAUUGUCUUCACGGCCGUCCGAGAAAAGCACAAACUCGUUUUUCUCUUGUACCCCUCUUAGCAACUACGAUCAAACAAUCACCUGGCAAACGGGAACAGAAGGGAAGCUUUUUCUGUACAGAAUUUGAACAAGAAACUGUGGCCCCCCUUUGUUGAAGCUACCGUGGCGUAAGAAAUGGUCUGUACGGGAUGCUGAGCUGAGCAGCACGUUCAGCAAAACUUUGUGGCCUCCGUAUUGGCGAGUUGUUUUCGUAAUGUAAAGCGAAUCCCGUGUUUCCUCGUUUUCACGUCCGUCCGCGCACGUAGCUAAUGAGAGCUGUUGCAAGGUGAACAGAUGAUCGUCAAGCUGGUCGUAGCGCAGAACGUGUGAUGAAAGACCUGUUCCACUGGCUGGCAGUGCAUCGAGGAAGCGUAUUUUUUUAGGCCUAAAACACUGGUUUCGGCUACUAUCGGACACGAGUUGUGGUGGAUAAGCAUCGUCUUGAGGGAAGAAGCGCAGAAGCCACGCAGCAUGCUUUUGGGCAACAAAUGUGGCAAAGGAAAGCAGCAGUAACGCAGCGUAAAGCACCGUGCAAGCUAAUCGGACAGCUUCACCAAUUUGGAUGGAUAUCCGUGUGAUGUGCUCAAAGUAUAACGGACACAAUGAGGAACGUUCUAUCGAGUGUUUACCUUUCCACGAGCAUAUUGCAUGCCUGUAGUGCAAUACCGAUCCCGUACGUGCAUUCAGGACAUCAUGACGCUGUAAUCAUCGGGGUGCUAGCAUGUCUUGGCCUUGGUUCGUUCAUAAUGGGGUUUUGUAUUUUCUGCAAAAAGAAGAGUGGCAAAUUUAAGAAAUUUAAGGAUGGAGACAUAAUACAAGAAGUGAUUGCAACGGAAUACCCCAUACUGAAGGCUUUAAAUGUGCUUGAUUCAUCUGUACCGUGUGCCGUCAUCCCGUCGAGUCCCAAUAACCUAUCAACUGAUAAUCUGCUCGAUAAGAUUGAAACUUAUCAGAUCGAUGUAGAUCAUCCGCACGAUUCGUACUGUACCCGGCGAAGUGAUCCACUGACUUGUACGUACGACGAGUUCGAUCCGAACGAUGAAUCGGAUGAACGGACCGAGCGGACUGCUACCACUGCAACGGUUGAACCGGUGGCCGGCGAUGAACCGCUACUGUUUUCCGAUGUGUUUGAUGAAUCGCUAGAACGGAGCGAAAAGUGUAAUCUCACGGCGGUUUCCGUAGCAUUGCCGACCUCCUCGGGUGAGGAAGAUGAUGAAGGAUUGCCACCACCCCGGUCAGAUGCGGAGGACGAAGACGAACGUCGCCCGCUGGUCAGUGACGAUAGUAUAGACGAAGCUGCAGCGACAACUGCAACGACCAUCACGGUCACAGCAACGAUGGCACAGUCGGCCGAUGCCAUCAGUAUCGAGGAAGCGUUGCGUGCGUUGGACAUUGCGAUCGAGGGCGAAGAAGACGAGGACGAGGACGAGGGUCAAGCCACACCACUGAACGAAAGUGAUGAAUCGUUGUCACCUUCCAUCUACUCGGAACCACCCUCGGACAAGGUGCUAAGGCGGGAAGAUGUUGAACAGCAGGCGACAGAACUGGUGGACGAUGUGCUAUACAAAUGUCAGUAUAUGCUGCAGAUGAUGGACGCUAACGGUAGCAACCUUUCCCCUUUGGAAGCGGACGAAUUUUCGCCCACCAAUUCCCGAGGGAACAUAUUCGAUGGAUGGGGUAAUUUGGAGUUGGACGGAAACGUUUCCUUUGCCGCGGUCGAUGACGAUAACGAUGAUGAGUGGUGGAAAGGAUCACUCGAACCGUUCGAAGGAGAGGACAGCGGAUGGAAUCGUGCUGGUAACGAUCCAUUCCAGGACGAUCAUACGUUUGAUCUGCUUCGUCAACAGUUGAGCCAAUUGCUACCCCAAGGCAAUGAUUGUGGUGGAGGGACUGCCCGUGCCGAGAACGAUCACGAUCAGGCUCUCGGUGGAAGUCCAAAAGUAUUUGAACAAGGCGGUAUGCACGAUUACGAGCGGCCUGAACGAGAGACGGAGGAAAAUGAAAUCAUUAUCAACUACAACCGUUCACUAUCGCCUAUUUUGGAGGAAAACGAAGACGAAUGUAGCUUGCCACCGUCGAUAAGUGUCGCACACUGCUCCAAUAUUGUGGAGAGUACAAUAAUAAGCACCGAAGGUCCUGUGGUGUGCGAAGCAACCGAAUCUGUGCCAGCCCUUGCCCGGAGAAGCUCUCUCACUGCGUCGAACGACACGCUGUUCAACCUGGAGGACGUACUGGAAGAUCGUUGCCUGACACCACAGGACGAUACAUUCCCUGCGAGCAGCCAUGCAUCGCCCCGCACCCUGCUGGUCGACACCAACGGGGACGCUAGUGGGUUAGAAAAAUUAUACAACUUCUCAUCACGACUCAUGUCAUCGGCUGCGGCGGCGGCGGCGUCUACGCUUGGCGCAAACAGCCUUGACGAUCAUCUACUUCAUCAUCACCCACAACGGCAUCACGUACUGCUUUCGUCCAUCUGCCUGGAUGACUUAAGUGUUGGUGACAUUAUGGAAUCACCACCACCACCCCCACCGCUACCAUCGGCCAUCGUUGGUGCUGGUGGUGCCAAUGGAGGCAACAAUACGGGCGGACUACUCAUGGCCGAAACCAAACAGGAUCUUCCCUCAUCGGCCUAGAACUUAGUAGUCCACAGGACUGGGAUUACUGAACCGCUUGGUUUCGAGUUUUCGAUGUCUUUAUUUAGUAGAUCUGAUCCUGGUGGGAUGUGGGGAAAACAUACACUCUUGAGGCAGGCAUUGAUGCAUGUUUGGAGUUCUGUUUAUACAAACGGAGCCCCCUACCAUCAAGUGCGCGCAUCCUCCUCUACUCUAGGUACAUGUUGUCCUCAUUUCACAACGAAACAGUGUGCAACAAAAAAAUGUUAGUUGUUCGUAAAGAAGCAGCCUACAACAGAAAACAAAUCUUAAUCACUGAUUUGUGUACAUACUCGUGACUGUGAGAGCAUCUGUUAGCAAGGUUUCUGUUGGGUGAUAGUUAAUCAUUACACGGCACAAUGUACAUCACACAUUCUCCAAACAUCGUUUUGGUUCCCACUGGAAGGCUCUGCUCGUUUACGUUAUGAGAAUGUAUCUUUGUGAUCUGCCGUAGUAGCACUUAAUGCACUUUAAGAUCCUCGUUUUCCCGCACUGAUCGGGAUUUGUGAAUAUAUAUAUAUGCGCGGUUGUUUAGUUAAUUCUCGUAUUACCUAAUGAAUGAUAAUUGAGGGCAAGCGAGCGCGAACCCCAUCACUGGUGGUUUGUCUCUGUGUGUACUACGGUAUAUACGACAGGCCACAUGCAGCAAACUCAGUUGAAGAGUUUUUAGUUACUUAUUAAAUAGUGUCAAUUCUACGGUGUACAACAUAAGCAUUCACUCAACUUACCUUAUGCGCGCCCUAUAUAUGUAUGUAUGAUAAACUCUAACUUCCACCCUGCACACAGAUUCGUUCCCCAUUCGUUAUUUAUUCACAGUAUCAUCUACCUUGCCAAUUUUGAGGUAAUGAGCGUGGUUACACACAGCAUAACAAGAUUGUUUCCAUGUUUUUUGUUUCUUCGUUUUUUUAUGUGCCCUUUUAAUUAUAUUGUCUGUAUGUAGUGGAAAUGGAAAACGGUCCAAGCUAAUGAAUGCAACUUUUCUUUACACCUAGGUAUGGGAAGCAGAAUUUCCUGUAAGAAAAAUAGAAAAUGUGACAAAAUAGAUUGCCUAAGAUUUGUAAACUAUAAAAAUAACUGAUAACCGAA
This is a messenger RNA of Anopheles funestus (African malaria mosquito), 3789 nucleotides long. RefSeq lists its product as uncharacterized. Lineage: Eukaryota; Metazoa; Arthropoda; Insecta; Diptera; Culicidae. Bases 655 to 2685 code for a protein of 676 amino acids. The record is from RefSeq and is a predicted model, not a curated record. The transcript is spliced from 7 exons.